Messenger RNA from Poecilia latipinna (sailfin molly), 2289 nucleotides. RefSeq names its product gamma-enolase. Gene Ontology annotation, biological process: glycolytic process. The transcript has 13 exons. Gene Ontology annotation, molecular function: phosphopyruvate hydratase activity; magnesium ion binding. Bases 108 to 1412 code for a protein of 434 amino acids. The record is from RefSeq and is a predicted model, not a curated record. Gene Ontology annotation, cellular component: phosphopyruvate hydratase complex. NCBI's taxonomy places the organism in Eukaryota, Metazoa, Chordata, Actinopteri, Cyprinodontiformes, Poeciliidae.
CUCUCUCUCUCUCUCUCUCUCUCUCAUCGCUCAGCCUCUCCAGUAUUUUCUCCAUUGCCGUGCAAGGCAGAACACACACACACACUCACACACUCACGGGUGGCAGGAUGUCGAUCGUCAGCAUCGUUGCCAGGGAGAUCCUGGACUCCAGGGGAAACCCCACUGUGGAAGUGGAUCUUCGCACAGAAAAAGGUCUAUUCAGGGCUGCAGUGCCCAGUGGGGCUUCCACAGGGAUCUACGAGGCUCUGGAGCUCCGAGAUGGCGAUAAAAGCCGUUUCAAGGGAAAAGGUGUUUUGAAGGCAGUUGGACACAUCAAUGAUACUCUGGCGCCAGCCCUCAUAGCCUCUGGCAUCAGUGUGGUGGAGCAGGAGCAGUUGGACAACACGAUGAUUGAAAUGGAUGGCACAGAAAACAAAUCUAAGUUUGGAGCCAAUGCCAUUUUGGGAGUAUCCCUCGCCAUCUGUAAAGCCGGUGCAGCAGAGAAGGACGUCCCUUUGUACCGCCACAUAGCCGACUUAGCUGGAAACACCGAGCUUGUGCUGCCGGUUCCUGCCUUUAAUGUGAUAAAUGGAGGAUCUCAUGCAGGAAACAAACUUGCCAUGCAGGAGUUCAUGGUUCUGCCUGUUGGGGCCGAGUCUUUCAAGGAGGCCCUGAGGAUAGGAUCCGAGCUCUACCACACACUGAAGGGCGUGAUUCAUGAGAAAUAUGGCCAGGAUGCUAUUAACGUUGGAGAUGAAGGGGGAUUUGCUCCAAACAUCCUGGAGAACAGUGAAGCCCUGGACUUGCUGCAGACUGCCAUUGAGAAAGCAGGCUUCACCGAUAAGGUCGUAGUCGGGAUGGACGUGGCUGCCUCUGAGUUUUACCGUGAGGGGAAGUACGAUCUGGACUUCAAAUCCCCUCCGGAUUCAUCCCGACACAUCAGCGGAGAAGAGCUGGCUGACAUCUACCAAAGCUUUGUCAAUAAUUACCCAGUGGUCUCCAUCGAGGAUCCGUUUGACCAGGAUGACUGGGAGGCCUGGUCCCGUCUGACGGCCCAGGUGGGGAUUCAGGUUGUUGGAGACGACUUGACUGUGACCAACCCAAAAAGGAUAGAGAAAGCUGCCGAGGAGCGAGCCUGCAACUGCCUGCUGCUCAAAGUCAACCAGAUCGGCUCCGUCACCGAAGCUAUACAGGCAUGCAAGCUGGCUCAGGCCAAUGGCUGGGGAGUGAUGGUCAGCCAUCGCUCAGGGGAGACAGAGGACACCUUUAUCGCCGACCUGGUGGUAGGACUCUGUACUGGACAGAUUAAGACUGGCGCCCCUUGCAGAUCUGAGCGACUUGCUAAAUACAACCAGCUCAUGAGGAUCGAGGAGGAGCUGGGCGACCAGGCUCGCUUCGCCGGCCAUAACUUCAGGAACCCAAGCGUCCUGUGAAACCAGCUGACAGACGAGAAUGACUCACACACUCAACGCACGCAAAAUGCCCACGCAAACUGACACAAACGACUAACAAGGAAUGAGCCAUGUACAAAGAACGAUCACUCAAAUUCAGGAAAAAUACAAUUGCAAAAGAGCUAAGCAAAAGAAAUGAAUCAAUUAUGCACUAGACUUAAAAGAAGGGAGGUGAUGCCGUUUGUAGACACACAGACACACAUGCACACAGUCGCAACACCUGAAAAUGCACAUGCAGGGGAAUACUUUAAAGAAAACCCUAGAAUCUAUAAGCCAGACAUGCACUGUUACUGUAGGAAUAGUUCAUGUACACCCAGGAGGCAGGCCUGCAAAGAUAACAAUUAUUGUUGUAAAAAACCAGAGAUGAAAAAGUAGAAAUUCUGUAGAAUAAUAUAGUCUGAAGCACGCAACUGAAAGAGAUGAAAAAGUCAAACUUUUAAGACCAAACGAGGAUGAUGCAGAUGUAGGAACUGAGUGAAAGCAACAAUAAAACAAUAAAGAGCACUCCAACACCAAAACACACACACACACACUCUCUCAGCUGUGUCUCUCUCUCACCUGGACACUCAAGAACCUGCACUCUUCCCAGCUCUAUCCUCCUCCCUUUUUCCUCUCUCUAUAUUUUACUCUCCUUCUCGUUGUGUCUGUGUCUCAGUUUUAACUGUUCUGGUUUUCUUCUCAACCUUGUGUGAAUCUGAUUAUUUGUCCUUCAUGCCUGAAGUCCUGCUUCUGUCCUGAAAGAAAAAAGAAAAUCCUUAAAACCCGAGAACCUUUGACCCUUUUGGUUCCCCCGUCCCUUGUUUGUCCAUAGAAUAGCUGUGUCAAAAAAAGAAGAAAGAGCAAUGAAAAUAAAAAAAAA